AUGGACACACAAGCAGGAAUAUCUCAGAAGGACAUCUAAUGUUAUCCCCGGAUUGUGACAUAAAAGAUAAUGACAGUAGACCGGAUUCUCCAGGAGAUAACCCCAUUACCCCAAUUAUACAUCCAGCUCUAUCAGCUGAUCCCUCUGAUCCUGGGAAAUGUUCUCCUGAUCACUCUGAUAUUGGAGCAUCUGUUACAGCUCUGAGAGUAGAUACAGUGUUUCCCUGUUCUAUAGAUGCCAAAUGUUUUACAAAGAACACAAAGCCUAUUAACCCACACACAGGUAAGGCAGGUGAGAGGCCACUGAUAUGUUCAGUGUGUGGGAAAUGUUUUACAUACAAAUCACAUCUUGUUAUACAUCAGAGAAGUCACACAGGUGAGAGGCCAUUUCCAUGUUCUGAGUGUUCGAAAUGUUUUACAACGAAAUCAGAUCUUAUUACACAUCAGCGAAGUCACACAGGUGAGAAGUCAUAUCCAUGUUCUGAGUGUGGGAAAUGUUUUACAUACAAAUCACGACUUGUUAUACAUCAGAGAAGUCACACAGGUGAGAAGCCAUUUCCAUGUUCUGAGUGUGGGAAAUGUUUUACACAAAACUCACAUCUUGUUAUGCAUCAGAGAAGUCACACAGGUGAGAAGCCAUUUUCUUGCUCUGAGUGUGGGAAAUCUUAUUUAACUAAAUCACAUCUUGUUAUACAUAACAGAAGUCACACAGGUGAGAAACCAUUUUCUUGCUCUGAGUGUGGGAAAUGUUUUGCACACAAAUCACAGCUUGCUACCCAUCAGCAAAGUCACACAGGUGAGAAAGCAUUUCCAUGUUCUGAGUGUGGGAAAUGUUUUGCACACAAAUCAGUUCUUGUUAGACAUAACAGAAGUCACACUGAUGCUAAGCCAUUUUCUUACUCUGAGUGUGCAAAAUGUUUUACACAGAAAACACAUCUUGUUAUACAUCAGAGAAGUCACACAGGUGAGAAGCCAUUUCCAUGUUCUGAGUGCGGGAAAUGUUUUGCACUUAAAUCAUAUCUUGUUAGACAUCAAAGAAAGCACACAGGUGAGAAGCCAUUUUCUUGCUCUGAGUGCGGGAAAAGUUUUACCUGGAAAUCCAAACUUGUUAUACAUCAGAGAAGUCACACAGGUGAGAAGCCAUUUUCUUGCUCUGAAUGCGGGAAAUGUUUUACACAAAAAUCACAACUUGUUACCCAUCAGCAAAGUCACACAGGUGAGAAGGCAUUUCAAUGUUCUGAGUGUGGGAAAUGUUUUACAUGGAAAUCACAACUUGUUACACAUCAGCAAAGUCACACAGGUGAGAAGGCAUUCCCAUGUUCUGAGUGUGGGAAAUGUUUUUCACACAAAUCAGCUCUUGUUACACAUCAAAGAAGUCACACAGGUGAGAGGCCAUUUCUAUACUCUGAGAAAUAAAUCAUCUCUUGUUGCAUACAAUAGAUAUCACUCAGGUGCGGAACCAUUUUAAUCUUCUGUAGUAUACUCAUCAUUGCCAUGCGUUCUUUAAGGUUCUUAUCCUAUCUCCUAUGUUUUUUGCAAUAUACAUGUUACCACUGGGUGAAAUAAUCAGAUGUCAUGUCCUCAUCUACUACUGCUAUGCAGUGGACCUACCUUUGCUCUAGGUAUUGAGAACCCAGUACCAAUCCUAAAUGGUUGUCUAGCUGAGCUCCAGGUGUGGGUGAUGCCAGUUGGCUGUGACUCAGUCCUGGUGAAACAGGUCCUUAUGAUAGAAGCUCACCAACAAAGGGCAGGGCUACAGCUCAGCUUUGCAAAACCAACCAGACACGCUUAGGGGUUCAGAGUUACAAAAUGCUGAUCCUGUGCGGAAGCUUGGUGUCCUGGAUGGUGGAGUGACACUUACACAUCAGGUAUCAGCCACAAUCAGAUCCUCAUCUGAGGAACAUAGCCAUACUCCAGCACUUAUUUCCCUCAGAAGAUCUACCUGAUGUCAUACAUGCACUUGUAUCAUCACACAUAAACUACUGCAAUGUCCUCUACCUGGGUCUCCCAGCAAACGAAUUGCACCGCUUGUAGCUUGUACAGAAUGCAGCAGCCAGGCUGUUACCUAACCAGCCCGUUCCUGCCACAUAACACCCGUUCUCUACUCCCUUCACCGGCUGCCUGUAAGAUGGUGUCUCUAUUACAUAAUCUUACUGACUCUCCGAGCCCUACAUGACCAGGGUCCAUGUACCAGAAGCAGCUUCUGCCUCCUUACUGACUUACUGUAGGCACCUAUUACAUAAUCUUACUGACUCUCCGAGCCCUACAUGACCAGGGCCCAUGGUACCAGAAGCAGCUUCUGCCUCCUUACUGCCCUGCUUUCUUCUACCUGCAGAUGAAGGACUGUGGGGAGAGAUGGGGCGGUGGCAAUAGUGGUGGAGAUGGUGGUGACAGAGCGGGUGGCAGUAGU
Messenger RNA from Pseudophryne corroboree (corroboree frog), 2409 nucleotides. RefSeq names its product gastrula zinc finger protein XlCGF57.1-like. Gene Ontology annotation, biological process: regulation of transcription by RNA polymerase II. Gene Ontology annotation, cellular component: nucleoplasm. The transcript has a single exon. Gene Ontology annotation, molecular function: DNA-binding transcription repressor activity, RNA polymerase II-specific; RNA polymerase II cis-regulatory region sequence-specific DNA binding. The record is from RefSeq and is a predicted model, not a curated record. The coding region runs from base 39 to 1415 and encodes 458 amino acids. Lineage: Eukaryota; Metazoa; Chordata; Amphibia; Anura; Myobatrachidae.